Thunnus maccoyii (southern bluefin tuna) is the source of this 7927-nucleotide messenger RNA. Its product is annotated as potassium voltage-gated channel subfamily C member 1-like. Gene Ontology annotation, biological process: protein homooligomerization; potassium ion transmembrane transport. The record is from RefSeq and is a predicted model, not a curated record. The transcript is spliced from 7 exons. Lineage: Eukaryota; Metazoa; Chordata; Actinopteri; Scombriformes; Scombridae. Gene Ontology annotation, molecular function: delayed rectifier potassium channel activity; protein binding. The coding region runs from base 714 to 2633 and encodes 639 amino acids. Gene Ontology annotation, cellular component: dendrite membrane; voltage-gated potassium channel complex; axon.
CCUCUGUCUUGUUCUCUAAUCCGCCCACAUGUAUCGUCUGAGGAAAAAAAUAGUGCAGAAGGUGACGCUCCUCCAAAGGAACAGAGAGAAAGCACAGAGAGGGAAAGGCAAAGAGAGAGAGGUGUCUACAGGCUGCAUCUCCAUUGAAACAUUUGGAAAAGGGGAGACAGAGGAAGAGCUGAAUGGUAGCUACACCCUGCGCCUGGAAGCGUAGAGACACUGUAACAAAGGCUGGCAAUUAUUUUUUGGCAAUAACAAAGAGGUGGGAGAGGGGCUCUGAAAUCGAGGGAAAUAGCAAAAAAAAAGAAAAAAGAGAGAGCCAGUUUUCAGGGGGAUUUCUGCUUCAUUUCAUCCGAAAGACUCAUCCCUUGCCAUCAUCAGCAUGACCAUAAGCUAUAAGUAACAUUCGGCAAUAACGGUGUCAAAACGAGAUUUUCAGCAACAGACGCGCGCAAUCCUAUUUCGAUUUAUUAUAAUCGGGGGGAGAGGAAAAAAAAAAGAUCAACUGAAUGCCUGCGAGAAACUGGAUACUCUCUGAAAUCAUAAGAAAGAGCGAUCUAACAAAGAAAACUACAUUUUGAUUGAUCUUUUAAGCUUGAUGUGCGUGUUUCUGCGCGCACUCGAAACGAACCUGAACCAAAAGCAAACUCCUCAGACUCCUCCCUCCUCCUCCCUUCGGUUUCUCUCAUCCUCUCCCUCCCCCCCGGUCCUCUAUGCUCAGUUCGGUGUGUGUAUCCUCUUUCAAAGGGCGCAAGGGUGGGAACAAGUCGUCCAACAAAGCAUGUUACAGUGCAGACAUGACUUGUCCGUCGGAAAGCGAGAAAAUCGUGAUAAACUGCGGGGGGGUGCGGCAUGAGACCUACCGGAGCACCCUAAAAACGUUGCCCGGUACCCGCUUAUCGUGGCUCACCGAGCCGGACGCGUUCAGCAACUUCGACUACGACCCCAAAUUAGACGAGUUCUUCUUCGACCGCCACCCGUCAGUGUUUUCCUUCAUCCUCAACUAUUAUCGUACCGGGAAGUUGCACUGUCCCAACGAUGUGUGCGGUCCCCUGUUUGAAGAGGAGCUGGCGUUCUGGGGCAUCGAUGAGACGGACGUGGAGGCGUGUUGCUGGAUGAAUUACCGGCAGCAUCGGGAUGCGGAGGAGGCGCUGGACAGCUUCGAGACUCCCGAACCGGACGCGCCGGACGACGACCCAGCGCUGGGCGGUGCGGACGGGGACUUGAAAAGACUGUGCAUGCAGGAGGACGCGAGGAGAGCGGGCUGGUGGAAAACCUGGCAGCCUAAAAUAUGGGCACUGUUUGAAGACCCGUAUUCCUCCAAAUAUGCCCGGUAUGUGGCAUUUGGCUCUCUAUUCUUCAUCCUCAUCUCCAUCUCCACUUUCUGCAUGGAGACACAUGAGGCCUUCAACACCAUCAUCAACAAGACAGAGAACGUCACGGUGGGCAACACGACCCGUGAGGAGAUUGUAUACGAGGUGGUGACUGACAGCUGGUUGACGUAUGUGGAGGGUGUGUGCGUCAUUUGGUUCACCAUUGAGGUCCUUCUGCGAGUCAUCUUCUGCCCAGACAAAUUUGAAUUCUUCAAAAGCUCCCUCAACAUCAUCGACUUUGUCGCCAUCCUGCCCUUCUACCUGGAGGUGGGCUUGAGUGGUCUGUCCUCCAAAGCUGCCAAGGAUGUCCUGGGGUUCCUCCGUGUUGUCCGAUUCGUCCGUAUCCUCCGAAUCUUCAAGCUGACCCGCCACUUUGUCGGUCUCCGUGUCCUUGGCCACACCCUUCGUGCCAGCACCAACGAAUUCCUCCUGCUCAUCAUAUUCUUAGCUCUUGGUGUCCUCAUCUUUGCCACCAUGAUCUAUUAUGCUGAAAGAAUCGGCGCAGACCCAGAUGACCCAACAGCCAGCGCCCACACCAACUUCAAGAAUAUCCCCAUUGGAUUUUGGUGGGCCGUUGUUACCAUGACCACACUGGGCUAUGGAGAUAUGUACCCGGAGACAUGGUCAGGGAUGCUGGUGGGUGCGCUGUGUGCCUUGGCUGGUGUGCUGACCAUUGCUAUGCCAGUACCUGUAAUUGUCAACAACUUCGGCAUGUACUACUCUCUGGCCAUGGCCAAACAAAAGCUGCCCAAAAAGAAGAACAAACACAUUCCCCGAGCGCCCCAACCAGGGUCCCCCAACUACUGCAAGCCAGAUGCCUUGGCAAUGGCUACUGCAUCACCACAAAGGAUCUUGGGAAAUGUCCUAGGUGGAGUGAUGGGGUCUGGAGGCAUAGGGGGUGACUGCCCUCUCGCCCAAGAAGAAAUUAUAGAGAUCAACAGAGACUCCAAGCAGAACGGUGAUGCAGCCUCGGCCGCCUUGGCUAACGAGGACUGCCCCACCAUCGACCAGGUGCUGAGCCCAGACGAGAGGAGCCCUAUUGGGCGAGGGCCUACCCGGGAACGCUACCAGCAGGACCGCGCCUGCUUCCUGCUCAACACCAGGGAAUUCCGAGCCACAGAUGGGAAUGUGCGGAAAGAGGCAGCAGCCCUGGCACCCAGCCCAGACUCCCCUCUGACUGAGGAUUGGUAUAAGAUGGAAGGGUCUCUGUUACAGCAGGACCUCAAUGCAAACUCCACCUCAUCCUGGAUCAAACCAUAGACCAGAGGCCGCCACUGCAGUGCAAGUGUAACUAAAGUCUGACUAUAGUGUUAAGUUUCUAGCAUUCGCCUUCUCUCUAAUGAGGAGUCAGUAACCGGUAAACACAAAAUUGCGGCAGGAGCCACAUAAGCGACAAGUGUGACAUGGAUGGACAGUUUAAAGGAGAUCUUUGGGGUGACAAGAGAGAGACCAGAGGUUAAUCAUGAAUUUAAAAAAAAAAUCACAUGGUCAGCUCCUCACGUUGUUACCAAAGCAGCCUCUCGGAACUCCGACCACAUUUUUGACAACUGUCUGACUGACAGACCUAUUUUUUUCCCUUUUUUUUCGGCAAACUGACUGAGCAUUGCACUGACACACUUUGGGAGAGAAAAGGACUCCUGAUUACACAUUCCAGAUGACAUCACUCCGACAACAUCAUACUCGCCAUCUUGUACGAUGACCAACUCAGUACCAUCUACAGUGCUGAACAACUGAGCAUCUUCACAAGUUUCCGAAAAACACUUGUCUUCACAAAGGACUGAAUGAACAAUGUAGCAUCUCUGCUAACAUAUUGUAGCAUUUGUUGGCUGGGAAAUAACUUGACUUAAAUCCAUCAAUGGUUCGAAGAGAGAGGAAUUUAUGCAUUCAAAUGAUCUUUUAGAUGUCAUUUUCCUCUUGGGUUCCUUUUCAGUGAAGAAAAAAAAAAUAUUGAGUACAUGAGAGACAAAGGAUUCGUCUUACUCAUUAAAACACUUGACAUUCCAAAAAAAAAAAAAAAGAUGCACUGAAUACAAACAGUGAAAUCACAAAUGCACAGUAUUUAACAAGACCCAUAUUAAAGUCCCUCAUUCAAGUUUAGCACUUGUAUAGCAGUCAUGUUUGCCACUGAACCUAUGUCUUCCAUUCACUUUUAUCAGACUGAAACACUGCCCUCCCCACAAGUAAUGAGAUAAUCAAAAGCAGAUGUUGAACAAAUGAAGCACAUGUAGCAUCAGCUCCAACAGGUCAUGUACAGCUUCCACUGUACAUUUAGACUCACCUGAAAUAUUCACCAAGAGAAAAUGGUGGAAAAAAGACUUUUCUUUAUCUCUCAUGUACUUACAUGUGGGAUACCAAAGGUCCUGUAGCAUGCACUUGCUGGAUGACCUUAUGUAAUGUAUUGUAGAUUAGGAGAAAUAUUCCAUUUGGGGUGAAGAACUCGCCCUAAUACUUGCCAUUUUCUCUGUAUGGUACAAAGUCAUUCCUCUAAAAGAACUGAAUACUCGCUCCUUUAACUGCCACUAGCAUCCCCUCCCCUUAUGCACAUUUAAAUAUUACAAGUAUUUUUCCCAUUUCUGGCUGACACAAUGCUCCGUCAUGGGGAGAAAACAGACUCAAGGAGACCGUCCUAGAGACAGCUGUCAGUCUUUCGUCAAUAACGAGGAAUAUUGGCCUACCUAAAUUACAAAGAAAAGGACAACCCUGCCACAAGGACACUUUUUACAUCACAUUAAACUGUCCAUUAGCUGUAAAUUCUAUGUUAUCAUUUUUGAAAGGGACCAAUCAGAUAAACGUUCCCCGAACACAAAGGCCUACACUGCCAAUAAGGCACAAGAAUCCCCAGAUGCGUACUGCCCCAUCUCUAUCUUGUACCUCUUGCUGCCAACGACUGCUUCACUGGUAAGUCGAUGUCAAGAUAAGGAUGGCCCAUCAGGGGAGCCCUUAGGCAAAGGGGAAAAUGAAAAGAAAUGGACCAAGAGUAAAGCAAGUGGAAGUGUACAAAGAGAACAAAUCUAUAUUUUGAUAAACAAAUCAACUAUCCAUGGCUUCGGAGGCAGAUUCUGAGCAGAAAAACGGUCCAGAAUGGAAGGAAGGAGAAAAAAAAAAAAAUCAGAUGCAAAUGUGAAUAGAAAAUUUGGCAUCAUGAAAUGGAGUCAAAGUCCUGGGAAAAGAAGGGAAGCGAUUAUUUUGUGGGUGGGGGGUGAAGAGAAGUUGUUUUCCCCACAAGCACUGGAAAAAAUGUUUUUUUGAAAGACAAUGAGAAACGACAGACUCUUGCUUAUAAAGACACGGGGAUGACAAAGGACGGACGCUGAGAUAAACAAAUGAGAAAAAAAAAAGAUAAUGCAUUUUUGUAACUUUGUUUACCAGCAUGACUACUUUGCAUGACUGUCUUUUCUGCAAGCCCUUAGUUGAAGACAAGGGUGCUAGAGAUACAAAAAAGUAUAUAUAAAAUGAAUUAAAAAAAUGUUAUAUGCAAUUAAUGUUUUAAAAAAGAUUAUAAUGAAAGAGAAGAGCUAUAUUUUGUUUUGACAAGUAAAAAAAAAAAAAAAUGUGAAUAUUGAAACAUGUAUGUUCGCAAAGUACACCCUGAACUAUGUUUUGUUUGAUGAAAUCUCUCUGCUACUACUGCCCUACAUUCCUCAUUCCAGGGUUUUCAACCGCUGCCAUAGAUUUUACUUUGUAAUGCAUUAAGCAGUAUAUUUCCUAACCAUCCUAUCAACAGCGAUCAUUCAAGACUUUGCCAAACUAUAGCAUUUGUGUGAAGGAUGUGUGUUGUUAAUCACAAAGUCCAUGUUUUCCUCCUUGAAUCAUUUGCACAACUACCGUAGCAGCAGCAGCAGCAGCAGCAACAGCAGCAAUUGUAAAACAACAGCUCUCCAUACUUUGACUGCUUGAUUAAAUACUCAUAGUUUGCUUUUUUUCUUUGGCAAUAAUACAAGAGUUGUCACAUGAUUGUAGCAGGGCAAACGGAGAACCUCGGGAGUAUCUUCAACGCCUCAGUGUUAAAGAGAUUUGUAAAGGCCUUGGAUGUCCCAUGGCAGGAUUUUGCUGGGAUAGGCAGUUCUGUUCCACUAGUCCUAAAGAGAAAAAUGGGAGCACAAGCGCAGGAUAUCAAAAAAAAAAAAAAAAAGAUCAAUAAAAGAUAUGAGAGAUACUAUAUUGGCGAACAGUCAAGAGAGAUUUCAGGUUUGCAUGGAACCAACUGCCAUUCCAAAGUUUGUAUGUGGUUUAAAGGACUCAGGUGUGUUGAUGGUGUGUGUGGAUGUAGGUGUUUUGCUAUUUUCUUUCUAACAUAAUAAAUUCUAGUAUAUAGACAACGAUAAUGUGAACACCUCACAGUGAUGUGUAAAAAACGCAUGCAUUAUGACUUGAUAAUCUCUCGAGGGGGGAACAGAGCCUUGACAUAUCCCCUUAGCCUCCUGUCAUUGUUUGUCAUGAAUCCAGUCCUGAUAACUAUGAACACUGUGCCGUGUCGUAGAGCAGAAACGUCUUCCUCCGAGAGGCAACUGACAACUACUCACACUCACGGUGUCAGCAUGAGUGUGUAGCGGUAGCUCGUCUUUUGUUUUUUUUUGUUGGGUUUUUUUUUUUUUUUUUUAGAUGGUCAGGUCUUGCAUCCGUCGUUGUCCAUGGAGUUACCGUCAUCCAGCUGGCUUGUUGGCAGCUCAUUACAGCACACAACGCAGUCAUGUAAGCACCAAUCAAAGAGACCCAGAGCUUCCAAAAUGAUGUCAGUGAAGUACUUUUAAGUGUUGUGAGAAAGAGAGGAUGAGAGAUACCAGUGUCCACCGAGGGGAGAUUGAUCUUAAAAAAAAAAGUCUUGAUAAAAAUUUUUAAAAAAGGCAUCUCAUUGUUGAGUGCACUUCAAGCACCUCAUCUUUGGUUUGGUAAUCCAAGUGAGUUUCAGGCCCUGCUGGUCCAGGGCUCAGCUCAGGCAGCUGAAUGGUCUUCUGUCCAUUCCUAGUACAUUGCAGUUGGAGGCUCACCAGUAUAUGAGACUCAGUGGUGUGAUGUAGACUACAGAGACUAUUCAAGAAUUCUGUCGAGUCUACACUGGUUUUACAGGGUCUAGAACUUUUGUCUAUUUGCAAAAAUGGUCUGUGGGAUUUUGUUUUGGUCCCUUAUCUUUUUGAAACUCCGAUUUCAGUUCCCAUUUUGGAAGGCAUUCAGCAACUAUGGCUUCGAUGGUCACAAAGAUGUUUAUGAAUAUUUCAGAGGUAAACUUCUAGCAAUGGUGCGCACACUUGCAAAAACCCCCUGUGCUUCACCCAGCUGCGUGUGUUUUUAAGGCCAAGUACUUUUUUUUUUUUUAAAUUUCUUUCCUUGUCGUUCACUGUUGAGUUUGCCAUUUCUCCAUUCUCUACAUUGUGACUGCUCUGCCAAUGCCAGGCUAAAAAAAAGAUGUCUUUCCUUUUCUAUUGCAUAAUACUGCCAUUUGAUUUAGUCAUGUUGAACAGAAUGAGUUACAAUGUUGAGAGUGCUAAGUCUGUUUUAUUUUUCUUGCAAUCUGUUAUAAAUUUGUUCAGGAUUUCCUGUGUAACAUUCACAUAACCAAAAGAACAAAAUGCUUUACAUAGUAAGUAGGUGCCACUGUUAACCGGAAGGCUACUAUGUGUAGUGAUAAUAUUAUGACAUGUCCUCUCCAGGUGUACGGGAGGUGUUAUGUCGUCCUUGGGUGACACAUACUCAAUGACAUCCUAUUCAUUUUCUCUUUAUGUGCCUGUUUCUGUUUAAUAUGUUUUUUUGUUUGUUCAGCUGAGGACACUGUAUGCAAUCUGCACCACGAAUGCCACUGAUCGACACUUACUGUAUGCUCCCUGAGACACAGAUGUUCUGUCAUCAGUCCAGAUGAUUGCAACCACAUGUGUAGUGGCUUUAUGGCUUUCCAUAGAGUGACUUAGCAAUCACACUAUCUAAAAAAUAUAUAUAUUUCAUUUUACUAAAUGAUGAGACCAGAGUUGUUUUAGAGGAAAUGUUAUCAUACUAAAUUGAUUUUUCUAAUAUACAAUAUUAUUUUGAUCAGAAAUAAUGUGAUUAACACCACAAAAGUUAUACAUCUUAUAUUACAGACUAACACCAUGCAUUAACAUAAGAUUUCCAAAGAUAAAAGAUCUAUGUUCAUUCCACAUGCCACCAAAUAGUAUAAAACAGACUUAGGUACUAGUCCAUUGUACUGCGGUCUUAGUAGGAGAGUGAAUGGGGAGAAGAGGUGGUCACUGGAGUAUCUGGUUGUGACUUAUGCCGGAUUUUAUUUUUGAAAUGUUGGAACACAAAGAACAACUCAUCAAGAACUGUAUAAAGUAUAUUUCAAUGGAAUGUUCAUGAUCUAUCUUUUUAUAUUUUGAAGAAAAAAUAGAAACAUAUCAAUAAAGUGUCAUAAUUGAACAUAUUUCUACUAUUGAGACUUAAAAUGUAUGAAUGUCAAUGCGAUCUAAUGUGAACCGAUCUCCAUAGCAGCUUGAAUGAAUAACUGAUUAACAGUCAUGAGAUGCUUUUUCAGAGACAUAAAAAUUGCUUAAAAAUCAUUGAAAUGAAGUUAAAAUAAAUGAAAA